Orycteropus afer afer is the source of this 399-nucleotide messenger RNA. RefSeq names its product C-C motif chemokine ligand 28 (gene CCL28). NCBI's taxonomy places the organism in Eukaryota, Metazoa, Chordata, Mammalia, Tubulidentata, Orycteropodidae. Gene Ontology annotation, molecular function: chemokine activity. The record is from RefSeq and is a predicted model, not a curated record. Gene Ontology annotation, cellular component: extracellular region. Gene Ontology annotation, biological process: cell chemotaxis; immune response; positive regulation of cell-matrix adhesion.
AUGGGGCAGGCAGGAAUGCAGCACACAGGAAUCGCCCUCUUUGCCUUAGUUGCCUGCGUGGCCCUUCGUGCCUCGGAAGCCAUACUUCCCAUUGCCUCCAGCUGCUGCACCGAGGUUUCACAUCAUAUUUCCAGAAGGCUUCUGGAAAGAGUGACUAUGUGUCGCAUUCAGAGGGCUGAUGGAGACUGUGACCUGGCCGCUGUCAUUCUUCAUGUCAGGCGCAGGAGAGUCUGUGUCAGCCCACACAACCAUACUGUUAAGCAGUGGAUGAAGGCACAAGAAGCCAAGAAAAAUGCUAAAGGCAACAUUUGCCAUAAGAAGAAUCACCACAGCAAGAGGACCAGUAAAGGGGUACAUCAAGGGAAACAUGAGUCACGUGGCCAUAAAACUCUUUAUUAG